This is a messenger RNA of Hippocampus zosterae (dwarf seahorse), 1684 nucleotides long. It is a transcript of the gene cox10, whose product is annotated as protoheme IX farnesyltransferase, mitochondrial. Gene Ontology annotation, molecular function: protoheme IX farnesyltransferase activity. The record is from RefSeq and is a predicted model, not a curated record. Gene Ontology annotation, cellular component: mitochondrion; mitochondrial membrane. Gene Ontology annotation, biological process: heme biosynthetic process. The transcript is spliced from 7 exons. The coding region runs from base 115 to 1440 and encodes 441 amino acids. NCBI's taxonomy places the organism in Eukaryota, Metazoa, Chordata, Actinopteri, Syngnathiformes, Syngnathidae.
UGUUGUUGUCUGCCCCGGAAAUCCUUGUCACCGCCACAUCCCGAGGUCAAAAUGGCGGCUCACUGCAUGUGAAGGAGAUCAGGAAGAAAGCUGUUUUUCCCCUGACGAAAGAACAUGUAUAAGACGCAAUGUAGUCGGCUUACAGGUUUGUUUGGUGUAAGCUUAAAGCAGAAACUGGUGGGAUGUGGUCCCCGAUGCAAGCAGACAGCCCAAGGCCUUGUUCUACCGCACAGGAGAGACCCGUCACACUGGAUGACCUAUCAACACCUCAACUUCCUCAAACGCCAGUAUGUGACAAAGAACCUGAGUGCGCUUAAGCAGCGUGCUGCCCCCAAGCGGGCAGCAGCGCUUGCCGACGUGGAUGAGAAUGACCGCGAUGAGAAUCGGGUCCAGAGAAUCCCGACCGUUGAGCCCACGGUGGAGGAAGUAUCGACCUCGGCGGUGGCUCGGGAAACAUCCAACAAUAUGACGACGUCAGACGAGACACCGCACUUGCAGGUCGAGACGGAUGAGGCACGAGAGGCGCGUCUGGACGGACAGUGGAAGCCACUGAAAGUGGAAGUGGGUGACCUCCCUGAUAUCUAUGCUCGACUCACCAAAAUCAAACUCACGGCACUUGUGGUCACGACGGCGGCGGCUGGUUAUGCCAUGGCUCCGGUGGCCUUUGAUCCUGCCAUCUUCAUUGCAACAUGUCUGGGGACAGGACUCGCCUCGGGUGCCGCCAAUUCCAUUAACCAGUACUUUGAGGUGCCUUUUGACUCCAACAUGAACCGAACCAAGAACCGUCCACUAGUUCGAGGACAGAUCAGCCCUCUUCACGCCGUCACUUUCGCGUUGGCGUGUGGCGUGCCCGGCGUGGCGCUGCUGACCUACGCCGUCAACCCUCUGACGGGCUUCCUGGGAGCCGUCAACAUUUUGCUUUACACGUGUUGCUACACGCCGCUCAAGAGGCUCACCAUCGCCAACACGUGGGCAGGUUCCGUGGUGGGCGCCAUACCUCCUGUCAUGGGCUGGACGGCCGCCACGGGCUGCAUGGACCCAGGUGCGCUGCUGCUGGGUGGCAUCCUAUACAGCUGGCAGUUCCCACACUUCAACGCGCUCAGCUGGAACCUGAGGGAGGACUACUCGCGCGGCGGCUACCGCAUGAUGUCGGUCACGCACCCGGCAAUGUGCCGGCGCGUGGCCCUGCGGCAUAGCGCGGCACUUGCGGGCCUCGCCGCCGCCGCGCCGGCGUUGGGCGUCACCACGUGGACCUUUCCACUGGUGUCGCUGCCCAUCAACGCGUACAUCACCCUACUCGCCUUCCGAUUUUACCGGCGGGCCGACCGCGCCAGCGCCCGCAAGCUCUUCUUCUGCAGCCUGUGGCACCUGCCCAUGCUCUUGCUACUUGCGCUCACAUGCAAGAAACCUCGCGAAGAUGACCCCGCUAGCACAAGCUAACACAAUCACUUGAUGGAUUCAUCAUUUUUUUUAUCCCAAAAAGGCCUCAGUGUCUCCACUGUAAAUAUGUAUUUAUUUAUGAGGGCCCAGCACUACCUCUUCUUAUAAAGCAGGGAUGUCAAACUCAAGGCAGCCCACACAUCAAAGGUAGGCCAUCUUGAAACCUUUAACUGUACAGGAAAUGUUUCAUUAACAGUUCAUCAUGUUAAAAACAAUAAAACCACUUCACUGUUAAUCGUGAAAA